AUGCAUUUCUUCCUCGCACCCCUCUUCGCACUCCUCGCAUCCGCCUCGUCAGACUGGUGGUACUUCGACGCAUGGGACGGCCUUAGCUGCGGCGACGCGCCGCAAAACGGCGAACUACUCCUUACGACCGAAGGAAUGGGAAAUGAGAUCUGCAUCAGUCUGGACGAAGACCAAAAAGCCUACUCGUAUGCUUCGGCGUUCGGGGAGGAGGAGACUGAGGUUCGCGCAUUCCUUUACGAGCAUUGUUCUGGGCCGAGUAAGGUUCUUGCGAAUAAUACUUGCACGAAUCCUGAUGCGGAUAUCCCGUAUAUUCGGUCGUGGAAGGUGGUUGCCGCUGAGAUUUCUGAUUGA
This is a messenger RNA of Penicillium cataractarum, 351 nucleotides long. RefSeq lists its product as uncharacterized. Bases 1 to 351 code for a protein of 116 amino acids. The record is from RefSeq and is a predicted model, not a curated record. Lineage: Eukaryota; Fungi; Ascomycota; Eurotiomycetes; Eurotiales; Aspergillaceae. The transcript has a single exon.